UUUAUUGCGGGUCUGGCGCAGUGGGUUGUUUUUGCCGCUGAGGGAGUGACGCUGCCGGGAGCUGCGUGAAGAGGGGACAGGACAGGGGGAGUAACUGGCUGUCCGCUGUAACUACCGCUGAAUGCCUGCUCCACGAUCGCCAAAUCAGCCGCAACAACUACACAAUGAGCCACAGGCCUGGGAUUCGAGAGAUCUGACUUAUCCACAGUCUCCUCUCAGCCUCUGGAUCCCUGUCGGUGUCCGGGCCUAGAGAAUGUGUCGCACAAUUUAAAGCCCUGGCCGCGGAAACAUAUCGACUUCUAUUUCUGCAAAGGUUGCCAAAGAAACACAUGACUACCUCAUCAGAUCAAAGGAAUAAACCUUGAGAACAGAUCAGUUCCUCUGGAGGAGUGAAUGCGGGGUCAGGUGAUUUCUGCCGGCAUCAGACGUGGACUGGGAAGGCAGGGGUUUCUUGGCUGGGACAAGAAAGGAAGCCCUGCAGUGUAACCUGCUGUGGAAGAGCAUUCCACUGCACCCACUGCUGCAGAGCACCGGUCCAGAUACUGGCACAGCAAGGAAAUGGAUUGAAGGAAAUUGUUUUGUGGGCUGUAAUCAGGCAGGAAGGGAAUCGGACUUACUGCUUCAGGUUCACAGAGGUCAAGCCCAGUCAGUAUUGCUGAGUCGAGGGUUGCAUGAGAUCCAUGAUGAGGCAUUUAGGAGGAAAGCUCUUUGUGAUGGGUCAAGAAUCUGGAAAAGCAGCCUGGCCGAGACCAGCAGGAGGUUAUCAGACUGUCACUGGAAGAAGAUAUGGGAGAAGGCAUGCUUAUGUUAGCUUUCGACCCUCUAUUGCCAAGCCAUGGAAACAUUUAAAAGAAAGUGAACAGCAAUGGGAAGGAAUGGAGCUAAACACUGUUUCAAAAGAUAAUGGUUUAUGUGUGUUGCUGUGUUUCAAAUAUAAUACUGCUGUCUAUGAAGCUGCCAGUGGAAUCUUAUCAACAAAUGAGUUGCUUUCACAAUGCACUGGAUAUGACCAAACUAUGGAUGCCAAAAGAGAUGUGGAUUUUGAGCCUCAAAAGGAGAAUAGAUUUUUGUCAUCACCUCUGAAUCAAAGACUUUUUCAAUGCGAGUCCAAUGAAUUUGUUUUACCUAGUGCUAAAGAACCAUUAGGCAAUUAUUUAGAUAUCCAAAAUACAGAAACCCCCAAGUGGUCGAUUCCUAGUAAUUUUUUUGAGACUACCUCCAGAAGUCAGGCUGGUAUUGGUCUUGUAAAGAUGGAUUCAUAUGAACCAGAAAGCAGUGAAGGAGAGGAUGAGGAUUCAGCUACGCAUUUGUCCUUACAAAAAGAAGGAAAACUUCAGAAAAGAUUGGACACAAUGCUUUCAGAGUUAGAAAAAGGUGUUGAUUAUCUUAAUGGGCUACAGUCCUACCUCUCAGCUGUAAUCCAUGAUGGUAGCAACCAGCAGAUUGAGCCGCCAUGUUCUGUGGCAAUGGAUACUUUGUCCAAUGUGGACAAUGCCGUUAAAGCACAUCAAAGUGAAUUGAAAGAGCAUCAGAACACUUCACCAACAUCAGAAAAUGUGCAAGAAAUUAAUGGCUAUGUCAGGAUGGAGGAAAUUAAAGAGAGAAGAGAAAGGAAUCGUGAUAAGAGCUCAUUGAGUGUUCAAACUGAAGGAAAUAUAUUCUGUUGCAUGACAGAUCAACCAAGCUCCUCGGAAAUGGUAGUAAGACCAAAAGUUAGAAAGGAGAGAACUGACACUCAUUCCAAAAGGGAUCUGCACUCGCCUGAUGAGCUUUACGGCCAUUGUGUGAAGGAAAUGACGGGUAACAUUGAAUGUUGUGGAUCAAAUUUUGCCUUGUGGAAUUGCAUGGAUAAAAUGCAUAACGAUUCAAAAAUUGAUUCUGAAUCUAAUGUCAAAGGAACUACUGGCAUUCAUAAGGAACAGGCUACCAACCAACAAGAAAAUCCUGGUAAUACCAUAGCAGAAAACUUCUGGGAUGAAUUUGAAAAUGGUUGCAAUAUUGGGGAAGAGAGAAGCAGCUCUUUAAGCAGUGGUGAGGAGUGGUCAGCAAUAUGGACCUCUGAUUUUGUCUUAGAAAAAAUGCACUCUAGUGAUGAAAGCUGGGAAACCUUAUCAGGAGUUGAAGAACAGCCAACUGAACCAAACAGCAUUAGUAGCAGCUUGGAUGAAGAAGCCUUGAAGCACUGCUUUACUGUAGGCAGAGAACCAACCUCUUUGGAGGAAGGAGAGAUUCCCUGGGUGGCAUUUAAUGAAGAAAGCGAUAGCACUAGUAGCAGCAGCAGCAGCACUGAUGAGACUGAAGGGCUCGGUCAACUUGGGCAUUCAGGACUUUUAAUUCUGAAUGAUAGUAACAAUUUUGAAGAUGAUUCCAGCGUAAGUGAAGACUUGGAUAUGGAAUGGAGAUUGCUGGAUGAACUUGGUGAAGGGCUUGCAGCUCAAGCGAUAUCAUCCGUUGAUCCACAGCUCCUUACAUUCAUGGCUCUAGAAGAGCGAUUGGCUCAAGCAAUGGAGGCUGCUUUGGCACAUCUGGAGUCUCUGGCCAUAGACGGGGAACAGGCUCCACCUCCAGCUCCCAAGGAAACAAUUGAAUGCUUACCACAAGUUCCAAUCACUGAAGACCAUAAUGGCCUGGAGCAAACCUGUGCUAUCUGUUGCAGUGAAUAUGUGAAAGAAGAUUUGGUAACAGAAUUACCGUGUCACCAUCUGUUUCAUAAACCAUGUGUGACACUCUGGUUACAGAAGUCUGGGACAUGCCCUGUUUGUCGUCACAAUCUCACAUCAACACUUCCGGAAUCUGCUACUGCUGCUGCUACUACAUUUUUGUCAGAACCAGGAACCCCUCCUUCGCGUGAUAGUCCAACAAUCCGAUGAAGCCAGAUUCUUCCCAGUGAAUGUAAAGGAAACUGCACUAUUUUAAUAGGAGCAGAAAGUAUGAAACAUAUCUUUGUGAUUUUGUUUGUAGGCUUAUUUUGUUAAAGGCUGACAAAACUGUCAUACUACUGGUGAGGUGUUUAAUUCUGCAUUAUAAUUAUAUGUAAAAACUUCACUUAAUGGUUGUACUUUUGUGACAGAAAAGUAGACCUUUUGUAAAUAUUUGAUGGGGUAGAUUUAUGAUGUGAUUGCUUUGUUUCUUUGUUUAAAUGAAAUUCUAAAUAAGCAUUUUAUUUUGAAAAAAAUCAUGAAUUGUGAUGCUAAUAAUCAUUUGCAGAGAGCUUUUGGGCGCAAAUGUAUGAAGGUUUCGUUUUAAAUUUAAUUCUAAAGUUUUUUGUGUUUAAUGCACUGACUUUACAUUGGGUGAUGGAGCAUAAGGAAGUUGUCUUAGUUCCAUGAGAUAAAGUUGUUUAUUUUCUUACAAUGUGACCAGCACAGUGAUUAUAAAUGAUGAUGUCAUCUGAUAUCACAACAGCAUUGAGUUUUGUUUCCUUCAAUAAAGUGCAUCAUUAUAACUGUAAGCACUGCCAUACUCUUCAAAUUGAAUGUUAUUGCAAAUUUGAAAUUCAGGAAAGAAAUAAUCACAUCAUUUAAAGUUAGAACAUAAUGAAUUUUUGGACGGUUAUUUGCAACAUUUAAUAUUUGAUAGAAUUUUAUAUUAAGAGUCUUUUGAAAUAAUUCCCUUCCACAUGUUGCAUGCAAGACCACUACAAUAAUAACGUUUGAUACCCAGCUUGAAUAUAGCAUAGUUUAAUUAUAGUUACAUUUCUGAUCAGAGUUGCAUGCAGGGAAGUUCUCUUGAUAACUUAGAAAUAAAAUAAUUAAUUUAUUAACUUUUCAUUGUUUUUUCAAAAGUUGCGCUGUACAAUGUUAGAAUUUAAUUAUCCCCAAAAUAACAAUAAAGUAGUUAUAAAGCUUUCUUAUGGAAAAUCAAGUAUUUAAAAAUCACAAAUAAAUUUUUGGUGUUCGUUUUAGGUUUUUGAGAAUGUUUUCUGUUAUAAAUGGGUUAAAAUGCUUUGAAAACGGUUUAUCAGUUCUUAACAUGAAUCUAAUUAUAUUACUGUUACUGUGUUUACUAAAAACGCAGCUAGUGCCAGGAAGAUUUGUAUGAUAGUGGAAAUUGUGUCGAUAUUUUGGGCAAUAUGUGUCAUUUCUUUAUGUCAGAAGAGUUACAGUCCAAUGAAAAUGCUUUAUAUUAAAAUAACAGUGUCAUUCAAAACACUGAGUUUUUGAUUUAUAGGAAAA
Molecule: messenger RNA, 4175 nt
Organism: Amblyraja radiata (thorny skate)
Lineage: Eukaryota; Metazoa; Chordata; Chondrichthyes; Rajiformes; Rajidae
Gene: pja2
Product: praja ring finger ubiquitin ligase 2
Exons: 11
Coding region: 672-2870 (732 amino acids)
Biological process (GO): ubiquitin-dependent protein catabolic process; protein ubiquitination
Cellular component (GO): nucleus; cytoplasm
Molecular function (GO): ubiquitin protein ligase activity
Source: RefSeq, a predicted model, not a curated record